AUGAUGAAAGAUAAGACGAAAUUCCAUAGAGCUAAGCCAUCUAGUAAAUCAGCUAGACUGAAUGCUCUUAUCUGGAUGACUGGAGGCAACCUUUAUUCACCAUUUUUGUGGUUUGUGCUGUUUUUAAAGACAAUUAAAGUCUUCUCGUAUCAGAGUUUAGGUUGCUUUGAAGGAGCUGGACUUAAACCUCCUUCGUACAUCCUGGAGAACAUGAGGGGUGGUAUCGUCUGGUCUGAUCUAACACCAAUCAUUUUGAAAUGUGCACGAUUAUCUCUUGAAGAUGAUAAGAGGAUAUUCGGAAUAGAGUUUUAUGGUGAAUGUUGGGCUCUUCAUAAUGCAUCCGAUUCGAGCGUUGCAAUACCAAGGAACCCUGGGUGUGUAGUCGGUGAUUGGACGGGAAACUAUUUGAUUGGAGCAGAUAAUGAAAUUGCACUCUAUAGACAUGAUAUUGGUUUGAUAACUACACGCUUCAUCACUAAUCACCCUGGAUCACGCCCUGCUAGCGAUGCAGCAUUACUAUUACAAUGCGCCAGACUUUGUCACUCCAUAGACUCAUGUACGAGAUUCUACAGUUCAUCUCUGAAUGCAUGUGAGAUAGAGACAACUUCAGGAAAUGACUCAGUUAUAGAAUUCCAUGUCUUGGAUAGAAGUAGCAGAUGGAACUGAUAUGUAUCCGUGUACACUAAAAACAUUGUUGCCCAUGUUUGUUCGUUUGUUUGUUUGUUUGUAAUACUAAGAGAAAGCUAAAAUAGGAAAUAUUUGAUUUCAAACUUACUAAGAAAAAUUUAACAAGGCACACGCAGAUAUCACACUACCAAUAAGCCAUAAGCAU
Molecule: messenger RNA, 832 nt
Organism: Owenia fusiformis
Lineage: Eukaryota; Metazoa; Annelida; Polychaeta; Sabellida; Oweniidae
Source: the annotation of a GenBank genome assembly